This is a messenger RNA of Suillus bovinus, 997 nucleotides long. Its product is annotated as proteasome endopeptidase complex beta subunit. The transcript has 6 exons. Gene Ontology annotation, cellular component: proteasome core complex. NCBI's taxonomy places the organism in Eukaryota, Fungi, Basidiomycota, Agaricomycetes, Boletales, Suillaceae. The coding region runs from base 99 to 899 and encodes 266 amino acids. The record is from RefSeq and is a predicted model, not a curated record.
GUCGUUAUAGCCUUCAACCUAUAGAUGGAGUCUGACCUGCUGACAUAAUGGUGUCGCGUCUGGCUUGCGCGUCGAUUAACCUGUUCUACUAACCCACCAUGGACCACUUUCCAACUAACUGGGGUCGUCCAAGAAACGACGCAUUUGAUGCAUAUGCCACGUACCCCAUUCACCAGCGACCAUAUAAUGGUCCAAAGGAUUCUUUCGCUGAUGGCGUACAGCGAACGCAACAGCCAAUUGUAACUGGAACGAGCGUGCUAGCGAUCAAAUACAAGGAUGGUGUCAUGAUGGCUGCUGACAACCUCGCAUCAUACGGGUCCCUCGCUCGAUUCAAGGAUGUGCAGCGUUUACACCAAGUCGGUAAUUAUACUGUCAUCGGUGCGGGAGGCGAUAUGUCGGACUUCCAGUACAUCCAGUAUAUCCUUGAGGAACUAUCCAUCGAUGAGAUAUCAGCACAAGAUGGACACGAACUCGGUCCUGUGGAGAUCCAUGAGUACAUGUCGCAACUCAUGUACGCGCGUCGGUCCAAGAUGGAUCCGCUCUGGAAUUCUCUGCUUAUUGGUGGUUUUAAGGACGGCAAGAGGUUUUUAUCGUACGUUGACCUGUUGGGUACGACAUAUUCUGCCUCGACACUUGCUACUGGGUACGGCGCUUUCAUUGCCCAACCACUGUUGCGUAAGGCCGUCGAAGGGAGGGAGGACGUCAUUACUGAAGAAGAAGCACGAAAGAUCCUAGAGGAUAGCCUGCGCGUGCUAUUCUACAGAGAUGCCCGAAGUUUGAAUAAGUUCCAAAUUGCUGCAAUUUCUAGCACAGGCGUAUCCAUCAGUGAUUCGAUGCAACUCGAGACUGCAUGGUCAUUCGCAGAGAACAUCAGGGGUUACGGGGCCCAGACACAGUAGCUUGUAUCCGUCUAUUCCUAAGUCUAAUCCACUAUCCUUCUAAAUAUAUGCGACGUGUAAAGUCCUGCAGCGCCAACUGAGGUUGCGCUGUUGCCUCU